AGCCCCACGGGGGGUGGGGGAGGGGACGAGCUGCCACCAGCACCGGGGACCCGAACGGCGCUGCCGCCGCCGCCCCCCCUCGGGCGGAGCCCAGCGCCGCACGCAGCGCGCCGCGCCCCGCAACACGCGUGGGCCCGGGGCGGCGACGCCUCCGCCUUGUCCCCGCAGGGUGGCUGACUUGGUUGUUGUGAAUUUCAGCACUGUUGGAACCACAAGUAGUGGUGAAUGUUUUCACUCUUACUUAAGAGUGAGUUCUGAAACUACCAACGAGCCUUUCUUGAAAUUUUUGUGGCUGAAUCCUUGGUGGAGGUUACAUAGAUACAUGUUUUCAUGAAGAGAAGUGAGAAGCCGGAAGGAUAUAGACAAAUGAGGCCUAAGACUUUUCCUGCUAGUAACUACACUGGCAGCAGCCGGCAAAUGUUACAAGAAAUACGAGAGAGCCUUAGGAAUUUGCCUAAGCCCUCAGAUGCUGCUAAGGCUGAGCACAAUAUGGGUAAAAUGUCAGCUGAAGAUCCCAGACAAGGCCGAAAUCCCCCCAAAUUUGUAACAUACCAUAAAGCUUUGCAAGAAAUUCGAAACUCCCUGCUGCCUUUUGCAAACGAAACCAGCUCCUCAGCCAGGGGAACAUCUGAAAUCAAUCGACAAAUGCUACAAGACUUACAGGCUGCUGGGUUUGAUGAGGAUAUGGUUGUACGAGCUCUUAGGCAAACUAACAGCCGUAGUAUAGAAGCAGCAAUUGAAUUCAUAAGUAAAAUGAGCUACCAAGAUCCUCGUCGGGAGCAGAUGGCUGCAGCAGCAGCCAGACCUGUUAAUGCGGGCAUGAAACCACCAGCAGGUGGUGUGCAGCAAUCAAUUAACCGCAAACAGAGCUGGAAAGGUUCUAAAGAGUCCUUGGUACCUCAGAGACAUGGCCCUCCAUUGGGAGAUAGUGUAGCUUAUCGUUCAGAAAGUCCAAGUUCUCAGUCAGAUGUAGGAAGGCCCUUAUCUGGUUCUGGAUUAGCAGCAUUUGCUCAGGCUCAUCCUGGCAAUGGACAAAGAGUGAAUCCACCACCUCCACCACAAGUAAGGAGUGUUACUCCCCCUCCUCCACCUCCGAGAGGGCAGACUCCUCCACCAAGAGGAACAACUCCUCCACCUCCUUCUUGGGAACCAAAUGCUCAAACAAAACGUUAUUCUGGAAGCAUGGAAUAUAUGAUCUCUCGCAUUUCUCCAGUACCACCAGGAGCAUGGCAGGAUGGCUAUCCGCCGCCGCCAAUGAAUCCGUCACCCAUAAGUUCUUCUACACAGGGACAAAGAGGCAUUAAUUCUGUUCCUCUUGGCAGGCAACCAAUAAUCAUGCAGAGUUCUGCCAAUAGCAAGUUUAGUUUUCCAUCAGGAAGAGCUGGAAUGCAAAAUGGCAAUUGUCAGACUGAUUUCCUGGUUCAUCAGAAUGUUGUAUCUGGGAACUCAGUCAAUCGUCAGCCACCCCCUCCGUACCCAAUAUCCCCAACUAAUAGGCAAAGUCCUACAGCAUUGCAGAUGCAAGCAGGAGGAUCUGUUCCUCCUUCAGCAUACACCAAUGGAAACAUUCCUCAGUCCGUGAUGGUGCCAAAUAGAAACAGCCACAACAUGGAACUUUACAAUAUAAAUCUACCUGGAAUACCAAUGUCCUGGUCACAGCCUUCAUCUGCUCCACCCCAAUCACCACCUGGCAGUGGACAUGAAAUCCCUACAUGGCAACCCAACAUUCCAGUAAGAUCAAAUUCUUUCAAUAACCCUCAUGGAAAUAGACAGAGUCACUCUAGCAGUUCUCAGCCUUCAGCCACCACAGUAACAGCUAUAACCCCAGCUCCCAUUCAGCAGCCAGUAAAAAGUAUGCGAGUAUUAAAGCCAGAGCUGCAGACUGCCUUAGCACCAACUCAUCCUUCUUGGAUGCCGCAGCCAAUGCAAGCUGUCCAACCAGUCCCCUUCUCUGAGAGUCCAUCUACCAACAUGGCAGUUAUGACAUCUGUUGCAGAAGCUCCAAAUUACCAAGGUCCUCCACCACCUUACCCAAAACACUUGCUACACCAGAAUCCAUCUAUCAGUCCAUAUGAGACAGGAACCAAACCUAGCAAAGAAGAUCAUCCCAGCUUACCUAAGGAAGAAGAGAGUGAAAAGAAUAAUGAAUGUGUUGAUGGGACAGAUAAAGAAAAAAAACAAAUAACAACCUCACCUGUUCCUGUUAGGAAAAAUAAGAGAGAUGAAGAGCGAAGGGAGUCUCGCAUUCAAAGCUAUUCUCCUCAGGCCUUUAAAUUCUUCAUGGAGCAACAUGUGGAAAACAUACUCAAGUCUCACCAGCAACGAUUGCAUCGUAAGAAACAACUAGAGAAUGAAAUGAUGCGGGUUGGGUUGUCCCAAGAUGCCCAGGAUCAAAUGAGAAAAAUGCUGUGCCAGAAGGAAUCUAACUACAUUCGUCUCAAAAGGGCUAAAAUGGACAAAUCAAUGUUUGUAAAAAUUAAGACUCUUGGCAUUGGGGCAUUUGGAGAGGUCUGCCUAGCAAGGAAAGUGGACACUAAUGCUUUAUAUGCAACAAAAACCCUGCGGAAGAAAGAUGUUCUGCUUCGGAACCAAGUUGCUCAUGUUAAAGCUGAGCGGGAUAUCCUUGCAGAGGCUGACAAUGAGUGGGUGGUUCGCCUGUACUAUUCAUUCCAAGAUAAGGACAAUUUGUACUUUGUAAUGGAUUACAUUCCAGGAGGUGAUAUGAUGAGCCUAUUAAUAAGAAUGGGUGUCUUCCCAGAAAAUCUGGCACGGUUCUAUAUAGCAGAGCUGACCUGUGCAGUUGAAAGUGUUCACAAGAUGGGCUUCAUUCACAGAGACAUUAAACCUGAUAACAUUUUGAUUGAUCGUGAUGGUCAUAUUAAACUGACUGACUUCGGGCUUUGUACAGGUUUUCGAUGGACACAUGAUUCCAAAUACUAUCAGAGUGGUGACCAUUCACGUCAAGACAGCAUGGAUUUCAGUAAUGAAUGGGGUGAUCCAGCAAACUGCAGAUGUGGAGACAGGCUUAAGCCACUUGAGCGUAGGGCAGCGCGUCAGCAUCAACGUUGUUUGGCACAUUCACUUGUUGGCACACCUAAUUACAUUGCACCAGAAGUACUCUUACGAACAGGAUACACACAACUGUGCGAUUGGUGGAGUGUUGGAGUAAUUCUCUUUGAAAUGUUGGUGGGGCAGCCUCCCUUCCUGGCACAAACACCAUUGGAAACACAAAUGAAGGUUAUCAAUUGGCAAACAGCUCUUCACAUCCCACCUCAAGCUAAAUUGACUCCAGAGGCUUCUGACCUUAUUAUCAAACUCUGCCGAGGGCCAGAAGACCGCUUAGGCAAGAAUGGUACAGAUGAAAUAAAAGCUCAUCCAUUUUUUAAAGCUAUUGAUUUUUCAAGUGAUCUACGACAGCAGACUGCUUCAUAUGUUCCUAAAAUUACACAUCCCACAGACACAUCCAAUUUUGACCCAGUUGAUCCCGAUAAGUUAUGGAGUGAUGAUAAGGAAGGAAAUGUAAAUGACACACUUAAUGGAUGGUACAAAAACGGGAAACACCCUGAACAUGCUUUUUAUGAGUUCACAUUUCGAAGGUUUUUUGAUGACAAUGGCUACCCUUACAACUGCCCAAAACCCAUUGAAUAUGAAUACAAUAAUCCACAAAACUUGGAGCAGCAAUCAGAUGACGAUGAUGAGCAGGCAGGCAAAGGGGUUCAAAAUCGUGAUCUAGUUUAUGUUUAGCAGAGAAGCUGAAGAUAUUUGAACCGUGUGUUUUGAAGUUGGGAUUUUUCAAAAAUCCCCUGUGAUGAGAGAAUUAACAUAAGAUUGCUUGGGUAAAUAUAUGCACACUUUAUAUUUAAAAAAAAAAAAUUACCAUUAUCACAGAGUUCUGUAUUUUUCCUUUCUGUACAUUUUGUUUUCCCAAAAUGCAGGGAAAUCAUUUUAAAACGUUAAUUUAUUCCAGCAUUAUUAAUCAUUAAUUUAGAAAAUAAUUGAUGUUAGGAAAAAUAAAUUAUGAACUGAGUUUUAUGAUCAGUUCUUUGUACUUUAAGUACUCAAUAUAGGAAAUAGUGAUUUCUUAAAAGGAGAUGCCUGUUAUCUAUUUGUACAUAGGCUAAAUAAUUUUUUUUUUAAAUCUUUGUUCCAGACUUAAACAGUUCUGCCUUGCUUUGACCAAAUAUAAAUCUUAUCAUACACUUACAAAACUGAUACCUCUCUGAUACAAGGCUGCUGUACCGUGGCUUCCCACAAUAUCAAGCUCCAUUGUUAGCUUGAUUGUUAGCAAAAUUAAGCCUGUUUGAUAAGUAAUUCCCAGUUACUACAGCUUUGAAAAUAGGAAGCAUCAGUCUCUGUUGUAAUGUGACUAUAAAUGGUUAAAAAAAACUUAGGGUUUUUAUUUAUAUUUAACUUAAAAUUAUAUUGAAAGCUAUAACUAGAUUUAGGGCACUGUGAUACCUAAAACCAGUAAUAGUAUUUACUUAGUAGCAAUUUAGUUCUCUCCCUGUCAGCCUCUCUUAAAGAUGUGGGAGGAAUAAAGCUUUAGAAAAAAAUAGCCUGAAAUCUGCUCUAACUUCAUUUUUUGACUGAAGCCAAACUGUGCUGUCUCUAAAUCAGAAUCUCUAAAUCAGAAUCUGUUCCAAUCAGAAUAAUUAUAGCUUGAAAAAUUGUUUUUAAAAUGGUUCUAUUUCUUGCUCCAGCCUUUUAGUUGGUUAUGAGGAAGGAUUGAGAGUAUGAUACAUGGCUUUCAUUAGGCUUUUGUGCUGCGAAGACCAGUUUUGUGUGUUAAACCUUAACCAGUGGGAAACACUGCUGUGCGUGUACCUGGGAACAAACAAGUUAAGCAGUUUGUUUUUCCCCUUGUUACAUUUCUGUCAUUGACAGUUUAAUUCAAAGCAGAUUUACCUCUGUGGUGUUUGAUACUGCGAUAGCAGAUGCAUAUAAUUCUGAAUACUGGUUUCAUGGCAUUCAAGCAUGAGCAGAAGUUCUAGUAUCACAGCCUUAAGAUGCAAAAUUAAUAAGCCUUUUGUGAUGCUCAGAGGAGAGAACACCACUAAACAGCUGUCCCACUCACAAGACCAGCAGUUGUUUUCACUCACAAGACCAGCAGUUGUUGGAAAGAGAGAGUAAUGCCCCUUGAUCCCAUAGCCAGCAGUUUUUUUGAGGGACAGAGGGAAAUGUAAGUUAUUUUUUUUUAAAUAAAUAAAUAAAAAAUUAAACAUACUUUUAAACAACCACAGUUUCCCCACUCCUGGGUUGAAGUCCCAUCUGUUAAUAUCAAUGAGACAUUUUUAACAUCAGUGCAUCUUGUUUACUCUAAUCAUCCAGGCCAUUAUACUAGAAUUCUUGCUCCCUAAGCAUCAUGAAACCACACUCAGAGCUGGUAUCACAGCAGUGUAAGGAGUACGUGCAGUACCACUAUGGUGCUAUCAUGAUAAAUGUCUUUUAAAAAUCAUUUUAAGAAGAGUCCUGUUUUUUAUGGAUAUUUACUUAUCUUUUCACCAUGGUAGAUGCUUCAGAACAGAAAGAUAUUUAUGUAAAAAUAUGCAUUCCUUAUAAUAAAAAAAAAGCUAUUUAUCUAUAAUCUCAAUAGGACAUGAAUCAGUAAAACACAAUUCAAGUCCUGUAUGCCUGUCUAAGCUGUUCUGUCUCAACAUUUCUAAGAUCUAUAAUGUUUAGCUUCAACAUUAUAAAAUGGAUGCAAUAUAUAAAUACUUCAGCUUUUUAUUUUUGUUUGUAAAAAUAGGCUUUAUUUCACAGUAAAUAAUCAUUUAAAGGACUGUCUUCAUUCAUAAUGUUGGUAAGUGUCCCAGUAAAACUGGCAGUUUUAAUCUCAUUUACUUGUCCUGCAGUAAAGUGUAAUAUAUUACUAGUUAAAACCAAUUUAAUCAAGUGAGCAUUAUUUGUGGGCAUGUAAUAAAUAAAACUUCCUUAGACAAUAUUGUCACCUUUUAAUUACAAAUAAAAUUUUUAUAAUUGA
This is a messenger RNA of Mauremys mutica (yellowpond turtle), 5980 nucleotides long. It is a transcript of the gene LATS1, whose product is annotated as large tumor suppressor kinase 1. The record is from RefSeq and is a predicted model, not a curated record. Gene Ontology annotation, cellular component: spindle pole. The transcript has 8 exons. Gene Ontology annotation, biological process: positive regulation of apoptotic process; peptidyl-serine phosphorylation; regulation of organ growth. Lineage: Eukaryota; Metazoa; Chordata; Testudines; Geoemydidae. Gene Ontology annotation, molecular function: protein binding; ATP binding; protein serine/threonine kinase activity. The coding region runs from base 331 to 3744 and encodes 1137 amino acids.